Talpa occidentalis (Iberian mole) is the source of this 2555-nucleotide messenger RNA. It is a transcript of the gene MRPL18, whose product is annotated as mitochondrial ribosomal protein L18. Gene Ontology annotation, biological process: translation. Gene Ontology annotation, molecular function: structural constituent of ribosome; 5S rRNA binding. The transcript has 4 exons. Lineage: Eukaryota; Metazoa; Chordata; Mammalia; Eulipotyphla; Talpidae. Bases 97 to 642 code for a protein of 181 amino acids. The record is from RefSeq and is a predicted model, not a curated record. Gene Ontology annotation, cellular component: ribosome; mitochondrion.
UUUCCCGGAGUUAACAUGGCUGCGCCCAGCGAGCUGCUGGGGCGCCGGUGAGGACGGGCGGCCAGGCUGUUGGCAACGUUGCCCGCGAUUCCUACGAUGAUGGCGCUUCGGCCGCGCUUCCGGGAGUUGUUGUCGGUUUGCAGGAACCCCGGGUGUGGGGUCGCGGCUUUGUCCUCCGGUUCCAAGCCAGCGGUGAAGCCUGAAGCAAACCCUCCGGAAAAUGAAGCUGUUGCCCCAGAGUUCACCAACCGGAACCCGCGGAACCUGGAGCUCUUGGGUGUAGCCAGGAAGGAGCGGGGUUGGGGGACUGUGUGGCCCUCCCGACAAUUCUGGCACAGGUUGCGAGUCACAAGGACGCAGCAUCAUAUUGAAGCAGUGGUUGAACAUCGGAAUGGCCAGGUUGUGGUUUCGGCAUCCACUCGUGAGUGGGCUAUUAAAAAGCAUCUCUAUAGCACCAGAAACGUGGUGGCUUGUGAGAGCAUUGGCCAAGUGCUGGCAGAGCGCUGCUUGCAGGCCGGGAUCAACUUCAUGGUCUACCAGCCAACUCCAUGGGAGGCAGCCUCAGACUCGAUGAAACGAUUCCAGAAUGCUAUGAUAGAAGGGGGUGUGGUGCUGCAGGAACCUCGGAGAAUCUAUGAAUGAAGGGGAAGCUCUGUUGGCACGUGUGCGCCAAGCUGUCAGCCGGCGCGGCCGUAGAGGGGAGUUCUGGGAGAGCCGGCUGGGAAACCUUGGAGUGAGAAUCUAACAGCGGAAUGUUACUUGUCGUUAAGUUCAUCCCACCCCUGGUGUUUGGAUUUUUUUUUAUAACUAGGGCUAAGUAUUUCCCUUCUCUUGGACCUGAAAAAUUAUCUGAGAAAAGCUAUUGAUAAUAAUAACUUUUGAAGAACAAGUUAAAUGUUUAAACUAACAAAUAAAGGCAUUCUGUGAACUUUGAUUUUAUGAGAUUUUCUAUGCCUUUGAGCUUGCGGUGACAGACAUAGACAGGGAGCCCUUGUUACUGGGUCUGGCUCAGUGGUGUUCUCAGGUAAGCAGAACAGCUUUGUGAAGGUGUGGAGGUGUUUCUUAAAUAGGAAAUGUCCCUAUCUGACUUAAAUUUACUCGAAGAAGUCUUAAUGUGGAGAUUAAAGAGGCAAAUCCAAACCUCAGUUGGGCUCCUGGACCCUAAAAGGCAGAAGCGGAUUUGCAAGAAGAAAGGCGUGCGAGGCAAACUGAGCGUGGAGGGAAAGGCCAGGGCCGGUGUGCAGUGCUUGUCAUGAAGUGCAAGUCCAUCAGACAGGACAUGAAGCCCUGCGCUUCCGGUUACUCUAAAAUUGAAGCUUUAGCAGGUGGAAUCACCAUGGCGCUUGUCAAGUUGAUUAAAUCAAAGUAAGGCAUAAGCUGUUUAAGACAAGAGGAAGAACCUGUCAGCAGUUAAGAUGGCUUCUCAAGCAGAUUCUCCCAUUUUUUUAAAUGUGUGUCCAAUUACAUAUUUCUUUAGACGUGAAAUAAUGUUACCGUCAAUCUGAGCAUUCAAUAUUACUUUUAAAAGAGAUAGGGCCUCCCUGGUGGCUCAAGGGGUUAAGCACAGCACUAUGAAGCAAUCCGUAGCCUCCGCAGCAUGUGUUCGAUACCCCUCCGGCCAGGGAGAAACACACAUGCGAAGCAGACCUCUCCUGUCUCGCCCGCUGCUCCCCUCAGCAGUGUAUUUCAGUCAGUCUGCCUGUUUUGUUCCCUGCUCUGUCUCUGGUGGAUCCUCUCACCCUCUGCAUCUCUGGCCUGUGCCCCAGCUCUUGUAUGUAUAAAUAAAAAUAAAUCUUUAAAAAAAAAUAAAAGUUAGAUAAUGCAAGCACUAGUGAUUGAAAAAAUGUGACUGACUGAGAGGGAGACAUUCAGGCUGCAGUGUCUUACUCACUAGUCCCCUUUGAUAAUAAGUUCCCCAGAGGGGACAUUUAAAAGUGUACAUUAUAAUUAUGAUAUUUCCUUUUCUGGUCUUAAAGAAUAGCCAGCGCACUCACUUUGAGGACCACAUUUCUGGAAGCCUGUUCAAACAAAUCUAGAAUUCAAAGAGGACGAAGGACUGGACUAGUGGCUUUGGAAAAUGACAGUGGCAGAAGUAGGGUUUACUUAAAAGUGAUGCAGUAGGUGGGGCUCUUCCUGCAAGGAGUAUGCUUGCCCUGGAGGGAUUUCUUCAGUGUGAUGGGCAGUGCUUGAGUCUUCCUGUAAAACUUCUGUUUCCAGGACAGCCUUGACUCAAGACAAAGGGAGGAAAAAGAUGGGGUCGGGAGGAGACGGGGCUGACCACUUGGGCAGUGAAGGGGAAGCUGGGAAGAGGGCCUGAUUUAGGAAGUGCAGACAGGUGUGGGCCAUCCUCCCUGCAGCCGGCCUGCUGAGUACUUCCAGGCUGCUGUUUGGGCCUGUUUGUCCUCCCAGGCCUCUCGACAAGGACAAUGACUGGCAAACCACAUGCAAAUGCGUCCUCAGACCCCUGGAUGUCUGCAGUGAGGUGGCCGCCGGGCAAGGUGGAGCGGCUUCAUUGCAGAGGGCGAGCGUGGGCCACCACCACCCUGCAAGGGGGA